AACCCCGUGAAAAGAUAGCAUUUAAUAUGCAUGCCAGCUUGUCAUCAAAUGUUUCCUGGGUAUCAGUACCAACACAUCUAGAACUCAUGAAUUCAGCGAGGUCUUUUAGUGUUAAAGUUGACUCAUCUGGACUCACAGAAGGAUCCCAUUAUACAGAGGUGUGUGGAUAUGAUGUGAAAUGUCCACAGAGUGGUCCUCUGUUCAGAGUUCCUAUUACUGUUAUCAAACCAUGUAAGGUGCAUGAUGAAACUUACUAUGAAAUGAAAUCUGAUGAUUUAACAUUCCGAGCUGGACAGAUACAUAGAAGAUUUAUUGCUGUACCAGUCGGGGCUACUUGGGCAGAUUUGACAGUUGUAUCUAUGGAAAAGAAACUGCCAUCACGUUUUGUAAUUCAUGCUAUACAAUUACUUCCACAGUCUGCAUAUAGAACACAUGAAUACUACAAGUUUAUUACAUUACCAGAAUUAGCAGAAAGUACCCAUGCAUUUAGUGUGCAGGGUGGCGUGACACUAGAACUAGUUAUUGCAAAGUGGUGGGCCAGUAUAGGUACUGUUAAUGUCAAGUACAUUGUAUCCUUCCAUGGACUCGCACCUACCUCACGUGUUAUUAAUAUGCAUGCAGCAGAAGGCAUUGUCAGAGUUAAUUCUGUGUCAACACUUAGACACGAAGAAAUUUCUCCUUCUCUUACUCUGAAGAACUGUGUUCAACCUCUCAGGCCAAGUGAACACAAGAUUAGACCAUUAAACCAUAGAGAUGUGCUGCCUGAAUGUAGACAGAUUUAUGAGCUACUCCUCACAUAUCAAUUUCAUCAGAGUAAAUCAGCUGAAAUCACACCAAACUGCCCAUUACUCAGUGAUAUGUUAUAUGAAAAUGAUUAUGAAGGUCAAAUAUGGUUAAUGUUUGAUAAUAAUAAACAGUACAUUGGUGCUGGAGAUGCCUAUCCUAACCAGUACUCAUUGAAGCUAGACAAAGGUGACUACACCAUCAGAAUGCAGAUCAGACAUGAGAAGAAGGAAGCUUUAGACAAACUGAAAGAUCUACUACUACUUAUAGAACAGAAACUAUCAAGUACAAUCAGUUUAGAUGUUUAUACUACAAUGAAUGGAGCUCUGACUGGUAAACACAAAUUUGGAACUCAGAAGCUGUGUCCAGGGGCAAUGACUGCUUGCUUUAUUCCGCCAUUAUCAGAAGACAAAUUACCAAAAGGAGCUCUUUUAGGACAGUACCUUACUGGAACUAUUUCAUUUUCAAAGUCUGAUAAAGCCAAAAAAGCA
Saccoglossus kowalevskii is the source of this 1274-nucleotide messenger RNA. Its product is annotated as tripeptidyl-peptidase 2-like. Gene Ontology annotation, biological process: proteolysis. Gene Ontology annotation, molecular function: tripeptidyl-peptidase activity; serine-type endopeptidase activity. Gene Ontology annotation, cellular component: cytosol. The record is from RefSeq and is a predicted model, not a curated record. NCBI's taxonomy places the organism in Eukaryota, Metazoa, Hemichordata, Enteropneusta, Harrimaniidae.